CCAUAAGUAUUCCCAGACCUGUGUUUGCAGUCACAUUAGGCAGACUGGUGAGAAAGUAGGUAGUGUUUGGGCAAGUGUGAUCUCCUGUAACCUGCAGCCUAAGACGCUGAAUCCAGCCACGCCUUACUGCGCAGCCAGAAGAUUCACUAUGGUGAAAAUCGCUUUCAACACCCCCUCAGGGGUGCAGAAGGAGGAGUCACGGCAAGACGUGGAGGUCCUGGUGAGCCGCACGAUUAGAGCACAGAUCCUGACCGGCAAGGAGCUUCAAAUUGCCACCGAAGAAAAUGAGGGCACCUCUGAGAGAUGUAUGCUUACUCUCUUAGGCCUUUCAUUCAUCUUGGCAGGAUUUACUGUUGGUGGAGCCUGCAUUUACAAAUACUUCGUACCCAAGAGCACCAUUUACCAUGGAGAGAUGUGCUUCUUUGAUUCUGAGGACCCUGUAAAUUCUUUUCGUGGAGGAGAGCCUUACUUCCUGCCUGUAACUGAGGAGGCUGACAUUCGUGAGGAUGACAACAUUGCAAUCAUUGAUGUGCCUGUUCCCAGUUUCUCUGAUAGUGAUCCUGCAGCAAUCAUUCAUGACUUUGAAAAGGGAAUGACUGCUUACCUAGACUUGCUCCUGGGGAACUGCUAUCUGAUGCCCCUGAAUACCUCCAUUGUUAUGCCUCCAAAGAAUCUGGUGGAGUUCUUUGGCAAACUUGCAAGUGGCAAAUACUUGACUCGUACUUAUGUGGUUCAUGAAGACCUGGUUGCUGUUGAAGAAAUUCGUGAUGUCAGUAACCUAGGCAGCUUCAUUUACCAACUUUGCAACAACAGAAAAUCCUUCCGCCUUCGCCGCAGAGACCUUUUACUAGGUUUCAACAAACGUGCCAUUGAUAAAUGCUGGAAGAUUAGACACUUCCCCAACGAAUUUAUUGUUGAGACCAAGAUCUGUCAAGAGUGAGAAACAACAGUUAAAGAGUAUUCUUGGUUAUAAGAAGUCGGAUAUUUACAAUAUAGCUUCAGCAUUAAAGUUAUGGAAUACUGAAAAUAUUUACUAAUGCAUUUACUCUAUUGUUUAUAAUAAAAAAAGAAAUAUACAAAAAGACUACUAACCACUUCACGCUAUUGCCAAAUUUUACUUUAAUUGACUUCGCUUGGUAUUUGAAACUGAAAUAAUUAUCAUUUUCUUUUGAAUUUAUAAGGUUUCGAGUUCUGAAAGCAGCAUGAAUACAUCAGCAAAUAUCUUGACAAUUCAAUAAACUAUGCUUACAUAAAGCAA
Heterocephalus glaber (naked mole-rat) is the source of this 1258-nucleotide messenger RNA. RefSeq names its product integral membrane protein 2A (gene Itm2a). Gene Ontology annotation, biological process: negative regulation of amyloid precursor protein biosynthetic process. Gene Ontology annotation, molecular function: amyloid-beta binding. Gene Ontology annotation, cellular component: Golgi apparatus; extracellular exosome; plasma membrane. The record is from RefSeq and is a predicted model, not a curated record. NCBI's taxonomy places the organism in Eukaryota, Metazoa, Chordata, Mammalia, Rodentia, Bathyergidae.